Molecule: messenger RNA, 1516 nt
Organism: Pristis pectinata (smalltooth sawfish)
Lineage: Eukaryota; Metazoa; Chordata; Chondrichthyes; Rhinopristiformes; Pristidae
Gene: polr2g
Product: RNA polymerase II subunit G
Exons: 8
Coding region: 107-625 (172 amino acids)
Biological process (GO): transcription initiation at RNA polymerase II promoter; positive regulation of nuclear-transcribed mRNA poly(A) tail shortening; positive regulation of translational initiation
Cellular component (GO): RNA polymerase II, core complex; P-body
Molecular function (GO): single-stranded RNA binding; single-stranded DNA binding; translation initiation factor binding
Source: RefSeq, a predicted model, not a curated record
CCGUGAGUACGACACGAUGUAAGCCGCCAGCCUCGCCGUGGGUUUGUUGGCCGGCAAACCGGAGGGACGCUUUUAAAUAAUUCCGACGUUAGCGAUUGUUGCAGCAAUGUUUUACCAUAUUUCUUUGGAACACGAAAUCUUGCUUCACCCUCGAUACUUUGGGCCUAACCUCCUCAAUACCGUCAAACAGAAGCUCUUCACUGAGGUGGAAGGAACCUGCACUGGAAAAUAUGGAUUUGUGAUUGCAGUCACCACCAUAGACAACAUUGGAGCAGGUGUAAUUCAGCCAGGACGAGGAUUCGUGCUGUACCCUGUUAAAUACAAGGCCAUUGUCUUCCGCCCAUUCAAGGGGGAGGUUGUUGAUGCUGUGGUCACACAGGUCAACAAGGUUGGACUCUUCACUGAAAUUGGACCCAUGUCCUGCUUCAUCUCCAGACACUCUAUUCCAUCAGAAAUGGAAUUUGACCCUAAUUCCAAUCCACCCUGUUACAAGACCAGCGAUGAGGACAUAGUCAUCCAGCAAGAUGAUGAAAUUCGACUGAAGGUUGUAGGAACCAGAGUAGAUAAAAAUGACAUUUUUGCCAUUGGUUCUCUGAUGGAUGACUACCUCGGACUUGUGAGCUAAAGCUACCACAAGCCAUCCAGAACCGCCACCAUGGGGAUCAGAGAAGCGUUCUGAAGGCAACCUCUCCCUUCCCUGGUGCAGUGUCCUUGCACCGCUGCUCCACCUCUCAAAAGCUGCUCAACGUCAAUAUCCCUACCCUUGGGUCUGAGCCUGCGGGUGUGGUUGUGUUCCAAGGACUGAGCCAAAGGCAGCAAGUUCCUGUUCAAAAUGAGUCUGUGAAGCAGCAGUGUUUGGGGUCAUGGUCCUCCAAAUCGACUCCUCCCUGAACUAGCCACAGCGAUCAUUCUCUGCCCAAAGGCAGGCAGUGCUCACCCUCUCGUUCAUUCCAGAGGAGCCUGACCCCCCCAGGGCAAUAGUGUUCUGUUUCUAUAGUUUUAUAUCAGUGGCGUGCAAUGCACAUGUCCUGCAGCUCUCUGCCCCAGAACCGACACUGUGACAGUAGGGUCUACUUCAAACCCAUAAACUGCAAUGAAGAAGUGGCAUCAGCACCAGUGAGUGCAAACCCAGCCCCUCACAGUGUGCUAAUGGCAGCAUCUAAUCAUUGUCAGUUCUAUCCCAGACGUGCAGAACAUUCCAAAAAAAAAGCUGACUUUUUUUCCCUCCUGCUAUCUACAGCAGCGGAGCUGCCAUUUCGGACACUUUGGCUCCCCCUGUUGGUUGGUAAAUCUGGGACUAACUGAGGUUUAGGGUGUUGGCUGAAUCUUAAAACAGAUGCCUUGAAUGAAAUGUAUGAAUGGUAAUAAUUUCUGAUUCCCCAAUUUAAAAAUGUCCUUCAUUUGCUGGUCCUUCGUGGAACAUUUUGGGCUUUUUCCUAUUUUUAGUAGAAUUGUAAGCUGGCCGCAAAGAUCCCCAUGCAUUUCCUAUUUAAUAAAGAAAUUUUUGAUCUGGAAA